CUUGCCAGGACAUGUCGGCGCCGGCCCGAUCUUCGAGCCCAUUAGUAUCAACCUCGGAUGCCGGAGAGGGGAUCCGGAGCCAAUGGUCUGGGUGCGAGGACCCUGGAUGCCCCUAUCAUUACUUCUCAGAAGCACAGGCAAACAGCACGUCAAAUACUACCUGCUGGCUGCGCCUGGGCGCCACGCAGAUGCACGGAGCAGUAGCCGAGAUAGCCAUAGCUCGGGAGAUGACACGACUGGGCCCAACGCUCGCGGUAGAGUCGACCGUCGACAUCUUGAGCCGCAGAACAUGCCCUGCCCUACAGCAUGCGUGGUCAGUCUGGGGUCGUCUUGACGAAGUUGACUGCAUGCUAUUAUGUGAAUAUAAACAUGGAUACCCCUUCAUCCCCCCAAGGUGUACUCCUCUGAGGCCAGAGGACAUACCGUCACCACCCGCAACGCAGACAUUUAGACUCAAUUGUGUGCUACUCUUUCGUUGGCUGAACUAUUCCAGCUGUCAUUACUGUACUACCGGCUGGCUGCCUUUCGUGCACCCUCUCUCACGGCCUCUCGCCGCCGUUCAAGUGAUUCGCCCUGUGGCAUCCCGAGACAGCAGCCAUGACAGUUCCGGACUACGAAAUACCCAGAGACGUGGUUCCACCGGGAAACCAGACUGGCACUUACUACAUCCCAAUCUCAAACCUUCCAUUCAAUGUGUCAUGGCAGGAGGUAAAGGAUCAUGUGAGACAGGUCUGCGUGGUAGACCACGUGGAAAUCUUCCCCAAGAGCACAUCUGGAUGGGUCAGAGUAAAGGGGUUUGAGCAUUUCAAGGCAGCGUUCGAUUUGCUCAAUGGCAAAGAGUUCAAAGGCCGGGCGGUGAUAGCGGAUGACAGAAACGCGGAGAGGCCAUUGAAAGUACGUGAUCUGGGACCAACAAAUCGCCCAGCCAGCAGCAGCCCGAAAUCAGCUGUCGACUCAGCGUCUGAAACCUUCCUGUUUGCAGGAGGCCCAGUGUCCUAUCCGAGCACCGUUGGGAUAUCCUCUCCCACGUCCACGGUAAGCUCGGCGUACGGUCAGGUGCGUGUCGAUCUAACCGCGUCUUCGUACCACUUGCAUUCACUCCCACAAAGCGACCGAGGCCCUCUGCAGAAUCACUGCCACUACCAUGUGCCGGCUGCUCAGGCGCUGAUGCCUACGUGUUUUGUACAGGAUGGCGGAAGCUUCUCCAUGCCCAUGUCUCCGUCCAGCUACAUGACGAGCCUUGGCGCUUCGUUCUCGCACGGCACUAUGAUGCCGACCUGCGACAUCCUCACGCCAAGCUAUCCGCAGCCAGGCCUGCCGACGACAACAUACGGCUAUUACGGCCCGGGCGCGGAGGCACAGCAACCCUUCUACGGCUACCAGACCGCACCAGACCGACAGCCAGCGUUGUAUAACCAAUCGGCCUCGUACGCGGUGCAACCGGUUCAACCCUAUAGCGAAUUCUACCCACCACCGCCGCCUCCUCCUCCUCCCAACAUGGCCUCCCUCAACAACCAGAUGGCGGACCUGACGAUGGGCCAGGGCGUGGGGCCGGGCGGCGGCGGCGGCUUCGUCUACACCGAGCAGCGCGGCAUCCUCAUACGCGAGCUGUCGCGGCGCGCCUCCGAGGAUCAGGUCCGCAGGAUGAUUAGCGAGGCGGCGGGUCGCGAGGCCUCCCUCAUCAGCCGAGUGGAAGUGCCGCUCGAUAAGGAGGGCUGCCCGCGUGGCCAUGCGAUUGUGCACUUUCGCAGCGCGGACGUCGCCCGGAGGAUGGAGGCCAGGCUGCAGGGGGCAGACUUCAAGGGAAGGAAGCUGCAGGCGCGGUUGCUGAAGGAGGGAGAGGUCGUCGGGGUCGGAGGCUGCGGCGCCGUGGCGAGCCCGCCAACGAGGGGCCACGGCCACGGGCACCGGAGCGGCAGGCAUCACAAUUCUAGCUCCAGGAGGGAGGAGGGCAGGAGGACCGAGCGCAGGGACAGAGACAAGGAGAGGGGCUCCGACAGGGGUGACAAGAAGGUCUCCUCGACCUCGUCUGCCAGCAAGGGCAUGCCGCUGGUGGUGAGCGGGGCUUGGCCGGCUGUUGAGGCCUCCGUCUGCUCGACGCCAUCAUCCACGUCAAAGAGCAAGGACAAGGGCAAGGAGAAGCACGGCGGCAAGAAGUCUGCUGUCGUGAUUGCAGAUGGCAGCUCACGCCGCGCAGACAAGAGCUGAGGAGGGGGGAAAGCGACUCAUCACAAAAUCUGCCAUGGGAAAGUUUCCUGAUGGAGAAAUGAGCUCGUUGGGCAAUGGCGAAAUGGCCAGACGGGGAAGCCCGGAAUUGUCUAGGGCAUGUGAGACACAGGAAGAACAAAAACAAAUUGCUCUGACUGGGGGUGGCUUUUGACAACUCACGAUGCGGAUGGGCUAAGGCUUGGUGGGCGCUGGGGAUUGGACGGGGCGUGGUCGUGUUGGAGGAGGCGGGGAGAAAAAGCAGAUGCUUACUGUUGGAUGCGGAUUAUCCCCUGGAUUCGUCCGACACGAUCGUCUUCAUCGCAACGGCUGAACGGUCAAACCAAUCUUCUUUUUUUGCUUAUUCUUUUAUCUCGCCAAGAAGAAUACCCCCAAGGUCACUGAUGGCUGUCUUUCUAGUCUCAACCUCCGCGCCAAUCUGCGUGCUCUCCCCCCUUCAAUAUCACGUUCGUGUUGGCCGGCACGUGAGGCUCGGUCAGCUCUGCACCUAGACCCCAGUCCAGAAUGUCAUAAACCCCUGGGGCUAUAGUUUGAAGUGCUAUGAUACACCGCCGCACAAGUCGCAACCAUA
Diaporthe batatas is the source of this 2797-nucleotide messenger RNA. RefSeq lists its product as uncharacterized. The transcript has 3 exons. The coding region runs from base 598 to 2208 and encodes 536 amino acids. The record is from RefSeq and is a predicted model, not a curated record. Gene Ontology annotation, cellular component: nucleus; cytoplasm. Lineage: Eukaryota; Fungi; Ascomycota; Sordariomycetes; Diaporthales; Diaporthaceae. Gene Ontology annotation, molecular function: mRNA binding.